AUGUUUGAGAUUUUAUAUUUUAUUAAAAUAGUAUAGUCAACAUGUGAUUAUACUAGUUUCGAUCAAUUCUAACUGAGGAGUAACAAUUUUUAUCAAGAGCAUAGUUAUGUAAGAGGAAUCCAAUAUGCAUUUGGAGUUUGGACUUAAUUUGCACCUAUAAGAAAAAAUUCAUACUCAAAUAAAUCGAAAUCUUACUUUGAUUCUUAAAGAAAUUUAGAUGGUUUUCAUAUUCUCAAUUUUUAAAACGAUGGGAAAUUAUAAACCUUGUUUUACUAAUAACCUAUAUAUGAAACAGCUUAUCCAACUCUGAUGAUUUUGUAAUACACAUAAUCAGGAGUAAUACCUUAUAAGAUAUAAGAAGGUCUCUUUUAUUAUGAAGGAUAUUGGAUUUUUACUUAUUUUAGUUUUAAUUAUGAUAACAAGUAUAAUUUUGCAUCUUACAGUACUGGAGAUGAUCGUUUUUUUAAUUUUUUAGUUACAAAUAGAAGGCUCUAAGCAUAAACAACAAAUGCAAAACUGGAAUAUGGAGGAUAAGGAAUUUAUAAUAUAGGAACUAACUAAUAUAAUAUGAAUAUUUUUCUGGGCAGAAUUUCAAUAAUAACAACAUUUUAAUAUUCAAUAAUAUUUUUCAAUAAUAAUGAUAAAGCCAAAUUUAUUUCAUUUAUUUCCACAUGUUCAAUUCCUUAAGCAUGCUAAGAUUAAGUUGAGGUAUUAUUUUUUAAAGAUCCUUGUAAUAAAAAUAAUUGUACUCAUCGUCAAUUCCAUGUAGAUAUUCCAGGAUUACGUCAUAUGUUUGAUUUUUGGAUAAAAAGAGAAUCUUAAAAAGUACAUUCAGAAAAAGAGAUAAUAUUUUCAUAUGGAGGUUUAUUUCAGAAUUUAGAACCAUUCUAUUAAUUGGUUUUAUAUUGGAGAGUUGUAAAUCAGCAUGUAAUACUUCUCCAUCAUCUAGAUAUUUAUUAUUUAGUACCUGGAGAAUUAGAAACGCAAUACAAUGAUAAUUUUUUAAUAUAAUUAUAUAAACCUAGAUCUAAUUAUGAACAAUGGUGUUAUUUGAAGUAUGAAUUUUUGAAAAUAGGAGUUUAUCAAUAUGUUUAUCUUUCUAUUUUUUAAUCAUGCUGUGAUAUUUGGGAAUAGUAUUAUAUACUCAAUUUUGCUUAUUAUUAAUAAUAUUCUAAUUACUAAGCUACUCUAACACUUUUUACAGAAUCAGUUAAUGGAACAAUUGUUCCAUUUGAAGGCUUAAUAUCAAAUUUAAGAUUUAGAUAUUGCUAUACUGUAGAUUUUUAAUUUGGAAAGGAAUUUAAUAUAAGUAUUUUAAGAAUAAUCAUGAUAGAUUGCAAUGCGUUAUGUAAGACUUGUACAGGACCAACAAAGUAUGAUUGUGCAUCAUGUUAUGAUGAUUAAAAUAGAUAUUUACAAUCUGAAAUUCAACAAUGUUUAUGUCAAUUUGGGUUUUAAGAAUCAGACAGCUUAAAAUGUCAAAGUAAAUUAAUGUUAUUAAAUAAGAAAGCUUUUUAAAUUCAAUUUCAGAAUAUAAAGAAUUAUAUAAAGAAUUAUAUAAAGAAUUUAGUAUAAUUGAGACUUAAUAAUUGUUAAUGUGUAAAUAUGGUUACUUUGAAGUAUGGAAAGAUCUUCAAUUUAUAGGUUGUAUUUAAUGGUAUUAAUAAAAUUAAUUAUCUAGUCCUUAUUUUAGUUAAUCUAAUAAUUAAAUAAGAUGUUUAAAUUGUUUAUUGGAUUCUCAUAAAUGGUAUUUAAAACCAAUAUGCAAUAUUGAUUAUUAGAGUAACGGUUCUGAUUAAUAUUUUUAUGAAUAAUUAGAUUAUCUAUCUUAAGAAUUGUUUAUAAUUCAUAUUGAUUUAAUGGUCACUGAAUUAUGUAAUGGAUGUGAAAAAAUUGUUGAAGUAAAAAGUUAACAUUCCAUUAUUAAAUUUGUUAAUUCAUAAAAAAUUCUAUUUUAAUGUAAAUCAUUUCUAUAUGUUAAUAAUAAUUCUUGUUAAUUUUGUGAUUAAAAUUGUUUAAAUUGCAAAGAAAAUGGAGAAUGUAUGCAAUGUGAUGAAGCAUUAUAUUUAAAAAAUGGAAAAUGUAAUCUAUGUCCUGAAGAAUGUACAUUUUGUAACUUAAAUACUGAAAUAGAUAUAAUUUAAUGCAAAUAUUGUAAAAAAGGUUAUACCUUAAUUAACUAUAAUUGUAUAAAAUGUGGAUAUCUUUGUGAUGAUUGUGAAUAAAGGAUAAAUAAAAAAACAGGUUUAAAUUAUAACAAAUGUUUAAAAUGUAGUUUUAAUACUUACAUAUCACUUGAUGGAGAAAGUUGUUAUUUUAAUACUUUAGAACAUUGCAUUUAUCCUUUUCAAUUCUCAAUAGUUGACAAUUCUAUAAAUACUAUUCUAGUUGAUUUUCAACCUGAAGAAAUUGAAAACAUAAAAAGUGGUUGUACAUACUGUUCAUCUAUUUCAUAUCUAACUCCUACUGAUAACAUUUUUACUUGUACUCCAUAAGGAAUUGAUGAAAUUAAGGAUGGCUGUUAUUAAAUACUUAAUUUAUCUGGAUAUAUGGAUUGUUCAAUUGGAAUAAAUAAUUUAAUGGAUGUAGGAUUUAGUUAUUGUACUCAGUUUAUUCCUCAUUGUUUUGCUUGUAUAAGAUUAAAUUGGGAAUAUGGUAAUGUAUGUUAUUUAUGUGAUGAUGGUUAUUAUAAUGAUUAUUAUACCAGUUUUUGUAAGAAAUGUGAUCCUGAAUGUGCAUUAUGUAUAUAGACUGAUUCUUCAAAAAUUGUUAAAUCAUCUAUCCUAAAAAUAAUCUCAAUCAUAAAUGAUUUUUAAGGGCUUUUACAUUACUAAUAAUUGACUUAAAAUCCUAAUAAUAAAGAAAUUAAUAUAAUUUGUACUAAAUGUGCAGAUGGUUAUGUUUAAUACUAAAACAAAUGCAUUUAGAAAUGCCCCAUUUACUGUAAGGAAUGCAAAAUUUAAAAUGAUUAACAUAUAUGCAUUUCUUGCAUUUAAUUUUAGAAUUCUUAUUAUUAAAUAUAUAAUGGAACUUGUAUUUAAUGUCCUUCAAAUUGUAAAUCAUGCUAUCCAAGACAAUAUGAAGAAAAAACAUAGAUCAAUCCAUAUUUUUAAAACUAUGAUUUCGAUUACUUUUCUAAUAAAUGUAUUACAUCAUCUUCUAAUGAUUUAUAUUUUGACUAAGAUAUUCACUAAUUUAUUUAAUGUGAGAAAUUUAAAGAAGGAUGUUAAAAUUAUAUUGAAAUUAAUUUAUACAUAUAUUGCAACUAAAUUGAUUUAGAUAAUUAUAUUAAUUCUUUGGAUUAAAAUUAACAAGAUAUUUAGAGAAAAUUUCAUAUUCUUUUAUAGAAUAUUAAUCUCUCACUUUAUGAGUAUCAUGAAUAUUAAUUAUAUCUUAAUUAAAAUUUUAUCAAGAAAUUUACUUAUUAAUUUAAAUUUGUAGAGAAUUAAACUUGUAAUUUAAAUAAAGAUUUGUUUAUUUAAUCAAAUUUACAAACAAACUGUUUCAAUUUGAUAGAAUUGAACUUAUAUAUCAAUGGAGCUAAUAGUAAUGUUAUCUUGAAUAACUUAUUACAUAUUUCUAAUUUUACUCACAUUACUAUUUAAAAUUUUAAUAUUCACAUAUAAGAUGGAAGAAUUGAAUUAAACAAUAUUAAAUGUUAUAGCAUAAAGUUUUAAACAAUCAAUUUGAUUCAGAAUUAAAUUGAAAAUAAGUUAUUUGAUAAUUUAAUCUUAAUUUAGGAAUCUUGUGAACUUGUAAUCUUAAAUUUUUCUAUCUACAAUUUAAACCUUCAUUCAUAAAAUGGAUUAUUUUUAUUUACCAAUAAAUUUUCAACAUCGAGUUUGAUUAUUAUCAGUUUCACAAUAAAAUAAUCCUAAUUUUACAAUACUUAUACUUUUAAUUUUUAAACAAAACAAUUAUUAACAGUUGACAUUAAAAAUCUUUUUAUUUAAAAUUCAAAAUUUGAAAAAACUAUUCUAUUAAAUUAAUCAUACGAAAAUAAAAAGAUAAAAAUUGAAAACUUUAUUUUUUAAAAUUCAAAUAUUAUAAAUACCUUUAGCUUUUUAAAUUUUCAGUCCACACAAUUAGUUGAAAUAAUCAAAAUCUAAAUUUUGGCUUCAAUUUUAUAAGAUUCAAUUUUUCUAUCAAGCUCAAAAAUUCUAAAUUUGAGAGAAUUUGGUUUUUAAGAUCUCAAUUUAUAAGGCUAGUCAACACUUAUAACAAAUUCAAAUCUAAUAAAUUUUGAAGAGAUAUCUAUAUAGAAUGGUUACUUUAAAGAUAAUGUUUAUUCAAAUAAAAAUGCUUUUAUUUUAUUACUAAAUUUAUAAUCAGUUUUAUUAGAAUCAGUAGAAAUUAUUAAUAAUUCAAUUAUAAAUCAAAAUCAAAAAGAUUCUUUUAUAAAAAACAUUGAAUUAUCAACAAUUAAUAUUUAAUCUAUUAAAGUUACUUUUGAUAAAUUGCUUAUAUAGAGAGGAAUAGGGUUUUCUGAAUUUACAAUAAAAAAUACAAAGACCUUUUAAUUACUUAAUUCUGCAAUCACUCUAUAUGAAAAAUAUUAAUUUAAAAGUCUUUUUAAUAAUCAUGAAUGUAAUUUAACUUCAUUAAAUUAAUUUUUGUAUAAUAAUCUUAUAAACUUUUAAGAUGUUUCAUAAAUUUAUUUUGAAAAUACAAAUGUUAGUAAUUUAAUUUUGUACGAUUCAGUAUUAUUUGAAGUUCAAGAAAUAUCCUAAUAAUAAUCAGAUAUUAUUAUACUUAAUUGUAAUUUUUAUUCUAAUAUAUUGCAUCAAAUAAAUAAAUAUUAAAAGAUAUCAUUAAUCUCAAUUAAUUCAAAUUUUGACUUGAAUUUAAACAUAACUUAGGUCAAAUUUUCUGAAAAUUUAUAAAAUUUAUAAAAAGAAAGCAACCCAAAAAAGUAAAGCCUAAUUUUAAUAGUAGAAGCCUCUUAAUCACAAACCUUUUUAAUAAAUUGUAUUAUAGAGAAUAAUAUGAAUUUAAAUGGUUUAGGAUCAAUGCUUUAUGUUGACUCUGAUUAAAUUGUUAUAGAAAAUUCACGUUUUUUUAGCAAUUCAGUAUUUCUUUAUGAUACUUUGAAAUAAUUUCUAAGAUGGGGUUUAAACUAAGAAAUCCAUUUAGAAAAUUUAUAGAGAUUAUAUGUCAUAUCAAGUAGUGGAGGAAACGGAAAUUUAUAAUGUCGAUCAAUUCUUUUGAAAAAUAUACAUUUAGCAAACUCUAUUUCAAAAUAUGGUGCAGCAUUUGUAUUUAAUAUGGUAGAAAAUGGAAUCAUUUAAAUUGUUAAUUCAACUUUUGAAAAUCUCGAAAGUGAUUUGAUUGAAUCAAUUUAAGGAGGAGCAUUUCAUAUAUCAUCUUAAUCUUCAUAUUUAGGUAUCAAAGUAACAAAUACAAAAUUCAUGAAUAUUUCAACAAGAAAAGCUGGUAGCAUUUUUUAUAUUGUACCUUCGAAGAUUUAAGUUAGUGUGUCAAUUUAUUAUUCAACUCUUCAAGACAUAUUCUCAAUUUAAGGAGGAUUAAUAUAUGUAGAAAAAUCAAUACAUUAAAUCUUCUUUUUUGAGAUGCUUAGUUGUUUUCUUACAUAAAAUUAACAGAAUUUCAUAAAAUAUAUUAAUUCAUUACCAGAUUUAUCAAAUAAUGAAUUAGAUAUUUUGACAUUAGAAUAUUCAUUCAUAUAUUGUUAUGAUUGUCAAAUUAAAAUCAAAGAUUUUUCAAUUUCAAAUUAUAUAUUUAUACCUUUGUUUUAAUUUUACGGAAACAUUAAUUUAUUGAAUAUUCUUAUAUCAGAUACUAUAUUUUCCAAUCGAUUAUUACAAUUUUCAACAUUAAAAGAAUCAGAUUAAAUAAUUCUUCAUAAAUUAGAAUUGAAAAAUUGUACCCAAAUGACAGUUACAGACAAAAUACCAUAAUAAUAAAAAGGAAAUCAAUUGAUUAAAAAAUUAUUAGUAACAUCUUGUAGUCAUAAUUUAAUUGACGCUCCAUAAAGUGUAGGAAGUUAUUUUGAGAUCUUUUCUAAUUUUAAUGAGAUAAAUUUAUUAUAAAAGCUAUUUGACUCAAUAUUAUAAUCGACAACAGCAAUGGUUUUAUUUACAGGUUUUGAAUUUCAAAAUAAGAUUAAACUUUUCUAAGUAAUUCUGUAAAAUAAUGAUUGCAAUUAUUGUUUGAAUGGUUUAUUAAAUUUUAAGAUUAGUUAAAAAUCUGUUAUAAUAAUUGAAUAGAUUACUGUUUAGAAUUCUAAAUGUGGAAUAAAUGGUUGUAUAUCCUUUCUUUCAUUUUAGAGUCAACGUAUUCUUUAAAAUUAAGAUUUCUAUAAUUCUUUGGAAAAAUCAAAUAUUCCAAUUCAGAUAUCGUAAUUGUUAUGUAAGAAUAAUUAAGCAUAAAAUGGAGGAUGUCUAUAUAUAUAAAAUUAGAAAAUAUAGUUAAUUUCAAGUUUAAUUUAUGGCAAUAAAGCAUAGUAUGGUGGAGCUAUAUUUACUACUGGAAACACUUCAACUUUAAUUUCAAAAGAUUUAACAAUUAUAAAUAAUACAGCAAAAUUUGGCAGUGGAAUUUACAAUUAAAACAAUUUAAACAGAAAUAUUUAAGGAUUGAAAUUAAUUGAUAAUAAAGGUUUGAAUUAAAUUGUAGAAUAUCCUUAAUAAAUUUACUUAGAAAUUUUAAAAAAUAAAAUGUUUAUCCCAACAAUUACAUAAUAAACUUCAAAUCUAUAAAUUGCUGAAAUAAUGGCUGAAAAUGGCCAAAGGAUAAUAAUUAAUGUACCUACAGGAAUUCCUUUAGCUUAAUAUAAAAAAUUCGAAAUAGUAAAAAAUAAAUAUAAUUCUUAAACUAUGGAAAUGAAUUUAUAUGGUAUUAAUUCAUAGUUAGAAAUAGUUCAAAAUUUAACAAAUACUUAUUGUGAAUUAUCAAUAAAGAAUAUUAAUAGCGAGCUUGGAAAAAAGUAAAAUCUAAGAUUAAAUAAAUAUAAAUUUUACUUCAAUUAAUCAACAAAUUCAUAUAAUUUAAAUGAUUUAGUUUUUUUGAUUCCAUAAGAUUUAAAUUAAACGUUUGAAUUAUCGAUAUAAUGUAAUAGCAUUUAUGUUCCAAUAGUAAAUAAAAUAAACAAAUUUAUUGAAGGGUAAAAUUAUUUUAAAUAUUUAGAUAUCACUAAAAUUACAUUUUGAAGUUAUUGAUUAAAUCUUAUGAAUGUUAAUUGGGAGAGUAUAGUUAAAAUAGUCAAGAUUAUUGUCAUUAAUGUAAUGUAGAUUAAAAAUAAUAUUCUGUCACUAUAGGUGCUACUUAUUGUUAAAUAAUUGAUGAUAGAAAAAUCUAAGAGAUAACUUAGGCUUAAAUAUUUUUGAGAUAGGUUUAUUAUUUUAUUAUUUUUUAAGGGUUAUUGGAGAAUUUCUGUAACUACUUCACAAAUAGAUUUUUGUUUAAAUAGAUAUUAAAAUUGCAUAGGUGGUUGGGGAGUUGGAAAUGAUUUAUGUUAAAAAGGAUAUAUUGGAGCUCUUUGUGAAUAAUGUGAUUAUUAUAACAUAAGAGGAGACGGAGGAUAUUAAAGAAUUCAUUAAUUUUAGUGUUAAUUUUGUGAAGCUUAAAGUCUUUAGCAACUUAUAAAUUUAACAAUUACAUUAAUAAUGUAAGAAUAACUAAUUAUUAAAGAUUCUUUGUACUUUAUUUAAUUAUUAAUUAUUUGGCAUAGAAAAGACUUUAAAGAAUUCGUUAAAAUUUAACACAAUUCAAAGGUUCCUUUAAUUUAUAUUAUUCCAAAUAAAAUGAAAUCUUAAUAGGUUAGAGCAUAAAAAUUAUAUUGAUAUAUUUUUAGAUAAUUAGUUUGACUUAAGAACUGAAUUCUACAUUUUCAGAUGGAAUCUAAUAACUUAUCAAUUAUUUAGGAAAUCCAUUUACACUUUUAGGAGUAUUCAAAGAUUGUCAAUUACUUGACUUAGGUAUCAAUGUAAUAUAUUUAUAAAUUCUUUAAAACUUUUUAUGCCUGCUUAUAAUAAUAACAUUAUUUGUUUGCAUUUGUUUUUGUAUGAUUUUUUUUUUUAAAUAAAAAAUCACUUAAAUGGCGUUUUUUAAUUUUACAUACUUGCUAUAUAUAUUUAUUGUAGGUAGUUUUAUAAGAUCUAUGUUUUAAUUAAUCGGAUUUAGAAAUAUUCAAAAUGUUUAUUGGAUAUAUAAAAAUGUCACUUAUAAUUAUUGGAAUAUUAAUCAUCUUAGAUUAGUAUUUCUAUGUUUUUUACCUAUUAUUGUAGGUUUAGGAAUAGUUUUACCUACCUCAUUAUUACAAAAAUUGAAGAGGGGUUUAUUCUUAAAAAAUAGAGUUCCUUUUAAGGACUUUGGAUUUUGGUUUACGUCAUAUUAAAUAAAACGCUAUUAAUGGGAAAUUUAUAAAUUAUUUAUUUCUUAUGGCAUGAUUUGUAUAGUUAUAAUGAUUGAUGCCAAUACAACUUUAAGAGGGUCAAUAUCAUAUGCCUUAUUAAUUUGUUACACAAAAUUAUUUUAAGACUAUUAAGUUUAUAAUAAUAAAAAUAUGAAUAGAUUUGAAAAUAAACUUAAUAUUCUGAGUAUCAUCAUUUUAAUAUCAUGUACUUUAUUAUCAAUAGAUGAAAAUAAGAAUUCCAUUUUUAAUGAUAUAAUUAUCAUUUUUAUGAAUGUCAUAUUUAGUUUUGGAUUUGUUUUUAUGAUACUUCAUUUUUGGCAACUUAAUUCAUCCUCAAUAAAAAUAGUUUUAUGUGAAAUUUUUUAAGAAUUAGGAUAAUAUUUUGAUAUUUUCAAUCGUUUUAAUAUAUUUAAGCUUCAUUCCAAAGCUUCUAUAUAACAAUAAUAAAGAAGAUUUGAAUUGUUAAAGGAAUUUUUAAAAUAAAAAAGCAAAGAAUAAAUAAUUAUUAAAAAAGAAUUUUAAGACUCAAAUGAGAGUUUCAGAUAUUGA
Messenger RNA from Paramecium sonneborni, 8923 nucleotides. The record is from the annotation of a GenBank genome assembly. Lineage: Eukaryota; Ciliophora; Oligohymenophorea; Peniculida; Parameciidae.